This is a messenger RNA of Verticillium alfalfae VaMs.102, 408 nucleotides long. RefSeq lists its product with no specific name. The transcript has a single exon. NCBI's taxonomy places the organism in Eukaryota, Fungi, Ascomycota, Sordariomycetes, Glomerellales, Plectosphaerellaceae. The coding region runs from base 1 to 408 and encodes 135 amino acids. The record is from RefSeq and is a predicted model, not a curated record.
AUGGCUCACGAUGCUCAUCAAUGGGUUGAUCCCAACACCACCAGCCACGAACAGGAUGUUCUGUACGCUAGCAAGUUCGAUGCGAGGCGGUGGCCAGACGAAGGCUCCCCCGACACGAACUUGGAGUGUCCUUCCGAGUACCUGCGCGGUAGGCUGGAAGAGCCAGGCCGCCGGUGGAUUUGUCGGGGAUCGUUGGAUGGCGAGCUCUACGUAGGGUACUGGCGAGUAGGCAAGAUGCGGUGGAGAUGUGAUGGUGAAGCCGCCUGCUUUAGGUAUGCCUGGGACGAAGGUAUCAAGCCAUUGGCCUGGGAGAAACUGGAAUUGCGUGUCAACUUCACACGAAAACAAGCCCAGCGCGGUGUUGCACAUAGCAGGUGUUGGGCAAGGUCGACGAACUGUCAUGGGUAG